UAAGACUAUGGUCAAACACAACACCACCUCCCAGAACUGACCACAGCAGGCUGGGAAGAGUCCCGUCUCGUUCCGAGCUGCAAACGCCAAUCCCUAAAGCUUUUCUCCGCGAAUAGGUGAGCCCUACUUGAGAAUGGAAUACGGGCCCUGCCCCCACUUCCUGUGAUCCAGCCAGCUUCGAGUUGUUGUGGGGAUGCCUAUAAACCACCAGAAAUCAGACUCUUCGGAGAUGGACCCUGACUUGUCUCCAGGCUGCAGGCUCAGUGACCUGAGCAGAGGAGGCAGUUUGGAGAGUCGAAGUAGCAGUUCUCGCUCCAGAAGCUUCACUCUGGAUGACGAGAGUCUGAAGUACCUGACCCAUGAGGAAAAGGAUGUCAUCCUGUUUUUUGAAGAGACCAUUGAUUCCCUGGAAGAUGACUUUGAGGAGCAAGGCCUGUGUGAUAGUGGGGUGCACUGCCACUCCCUGCGGUCUCUGGAAGAGAGCACUUCCAGUCACUCCGAGCCAGAAGACGUCAUCGAUCUAGUGCCACCGGGACCCACAGCCAGGGAGUCUGGGUGCCCUCCGGACGCAGCUGAGGCAGCAGGGGUCAGACCUGGUGGAAAGGAAGACGUUCCCAUCCUUAACUCCGGGAAACCAGACCCUGAAACUUCUCCCCAGCCACACUCCAAAGUCCCAGAGACCUCACCUCUGCCGCACCUUGCCUGCACCCCCGUGGCCCCCGCCCACCCCAGGAAAGAGCUGCUUUCUCCAUCUCCCCCAGCAGAGCACCCCAAACUACCCCGCUCUGUUCCUACUCCACUGGUCAUCGCCCAGAAAAUUUCUGAGAAGAUGGCAGGAGAUGAGGCCCUUUCGCCCACGUCCCCCUGGAAGGAGGGCAGACCUGGAGAAGGGAGGACCCCGAUGUCAUUAGCCCCACGACACGGAGACCACCUCUUGGGGCACAAACAUGCGGGUCAGCCGGCGCCCAAGAUCCACCGCUUCCCCAGCAACAUCAGUGUGACCAACAGCGCGGGGAAGGACUUCAACAAGACCAUCUCCAAGGCAGCUGUCAACGUGCAAGAGCGCAAAGCCCGUGUCCUGGCCAACAUUAAUGGUGUCUCCUUCCCCUCCGCGGCGGAAGUGGAAGCUCGGGCCCCAAAGAGUGACCUCACUGAGCCGAGGAGCAUCUCCCCAGAGCAGGUGACGCGUGACCAGAGCAAGCUUGGCCCCAGCAAGGAAGCUGCAGGAGGACAGCAGUCCCGGGCCGUGCAGACUGAAAGUUCCCCGCCCUGGCCCAAUGGCUUCCAGAGCAUCCACGACGUCCUGAGGAGUGAGUCCAGUGCCUUUGUCUCUACUGGAAAGACUGUCACCUUCCGGCCAGACCCCACUCUCACCAGCAAACUGGCUCGCCAGAACGCCAGCAAGAGCUUGUACGAACCCCGGCAGCCUGACUGUGGCCCAGAUGCCAGGAAGCGGUCUGGCUCCCUCCCCAGGGCUGUGGGGUUCAGACCCCAGGGCAUCACGGUGCAGUUUUCUGGCCGAGGCUCCACGGAGGAGGCCCGAAGGGAGGCUCUGCGGAAGCUCGGCCUACUGAAGGAGAACUUGUGAUGAAGAACAAGGAGGGAGCUGGCCUGGAGGCAGCCGCAUGCCACAGAAUGACCCAACAUGCCUAACCCCCCCCCCCCCGAAGAAGACGGGUGAAAUUAAAUGGUAGCAUUAAUACAGGGGUUAUUUUAUCCAGAAAGUCAAGGAACUGUUGGCCUAAAAUGGAAGUGCCUGGUAGGGGCAGUGGAAGGGCCACGUGCUGUCCCCUGCUGAGGACUCAGUGGUCCUGCUGAGCACAGAACUGUAAGUGUCGCCUGCCCAGCCCAACCCACCCAGAGCAGGGGUGUCCUUCUGAAGAGAGAGUUGAGCCUCCCACCUUCUUGUCUUCCUCUGCCCUCGAACACAGAGGAUGACCUUGAAAAUGCCUUAUGUUUUUUGGAUUUCGGAGUGCAGAAGGAUUGGCUCUGUUAUUCUUGAGUGUCUACUCUAGGUUUUUAUCCUAAAUACAUGGCAUGAAAGCCAGUUUGGGUCUUUUAUACUCCCGUUUCUAAGAAAGGGAUUGCCCUCUCCUUUUCUGAGGAAAUUAAAAAAUAUACAUAUACUCAUUAAACUUUUGUAGUGUCUUCAUGUACAUUGUGUUUGAAGGGUAAAUGAUGGUCUGUUAGCCCCGGAUAUGCUUGUGUUUCUUAAUAUAAUUUAGUUUGCCCCAGUUGCUUUUUAUUUUAAAGUGGAAAUGAAUCCUUUAGAGUAUUAUUUACUAUAAUUGUGAGUUGUGGGAGUGGAAUAGAAAGGUUGAGUUAGGAAUAGGUGGUAAUUUUGAGAAAACAAGUCUCAUCAGACUACAGGGUCUGUGUUACUGGGACACGUAUAUAUGAGCCUGUAUUGUGUAUAUAACAUGUACAUAGUACAUAUUUAUAGGUACAUAUAUGUUAACAUAUACAUGCAUAGGUACUGUGUAUCCACAUAUAUUCACUAGAACAUAGAAACUUCUUGAAACUCUAUAAAGUAUUGCUACUGGAUGCAAGUACUUGCUGUUCUCCUGAUGGACACAGCCAUCUCAACACUGUGACAGAUAAUGGUCACCUCCUAAAGUGGAAGUCUUUGAAGGACAUAGCUCCAUAAUAUUUUGGUGAACCAAAUGUGCUUGUCCCUCAACAAUGUGUUCUUCUGUUCUAAUUAAAGUAAUUUUCUAAAUGAGCAAGAUAGUCACAUUUUUUAGUGAAGACUUUAAAGAUUUAUCACCUAAUUUUAACGUAUCACUUCAUUUUAGUUUUGCAUGUUCCCAGGUAGCUUAGUAAAUAGAAGGAAACAAGAUUCUUAAGAUCCCCUCUUGAUUAUGUUGCAUGAGCAAGAUCUCAGGAUUAACUUAAAAGGGAAAAAAAACCCAGCAAACUGGGUUAUACUGAAUGAAAAGAACUUGUUUUGUCCCAGAGUAUGUCUCACAUGCUGAUUGUAGCCACAAGCAUUAUCAUCAAAACUAUGUAAGGCUGGAGUCUUAAACCUCUAAAAAUAGACUGGGAAGGGCCACACUUAGAAACCACGCCCUUCUGUUGUUCUGCUUCAGCCACAAAAUCUGUUUCUUUCCUCUUGAGUAUUAUUUAAAUUUAAACUUUUAAAUGCGCUGUGAAGGACUAUUUUCAUAGUAUUCGAUUUGCCUUGGAAAGUUACAUAAAAUGAUUGUGAUUUUUUUUUCUUAUAAACUACAGUGUUUAGUAUCUCAUCCAGCCCUUGUCUUCCUGAAAUAAUUUCCUAGAUUCUUGAUGGUCUUAAUUUAAAUAGAUAAUUUUACUUUACAGGUUUUUAAAAAUCGUUUUUAUUUUACUCCUGUUUAUUCUUCUUUUUUUUUUUUUACUCCUGUUUAUUCUUAAGGAUACUUGAGGGCUGUAUUUCCUCUUCCCAAAGGGAGAUGCCAUACACAGUGUUUAAAAAAAUAGAGGGUCUUGGGCCUCCCUGAUGGCGCAGGCGGUUCAGCACCGCACUGUGAAGCUGCUCCCAGACUCUGCAGCACCGGUUCGUUCUGGCUGGCUGGCGAGGGUCCCACAUGGCGUAGCAGACCUCUCCUGUCUCUCUCGCUGCUCCCCUCAACAGUGUAUUUCAAUAGAUCUGCCUGUUCUGCUCCCCGCUCUGUCUCUGGUGAAUCCUUUCACCCUCCCGCGCAUCUGGCCUGUACCCCAGCUCUUGUAUAAAUAAAAUAAAUCUUUAAAAAAAAAAAAAAAAAAGGUCUUGAUGUGACUAACAUUUUCAACAUCCUUUAUAUAUGAGGAUUAUUUCUUUUUAUCUUAUCCUGUGACUUCACUGUGAUUAAGAUGAACUUGACUGUAGUAUUUUUGUUCUCAU
Talpa occidentalis (Iberian mole) is the source of this 3862-nucleotide messenger RNA. RefSeq names its product proline and serine rich 2 (gene PROSER2). Lineage: Eukaryota; Metazoa; Chordata; Mammalia; Eulipotyphla; Talpidae. The coding region runs from base 194 to 1588 and encodes 464 amino acids. The transcript has 4 exons. The record is from RefSeq and is a predicted model, not a curated record.